Molecule: messenger RNA, 4682 nt
Organism: Anguilla rostrata (American eel)
Lineage: Eukaryota; Metazoa; Chordata; Actinopteri; Anguilliformes; Anguillidae
Product: WD repeat-containing protein 26
Exons: 14
Coding region: 304-2130 (608 amino acids)
Biological process (GO): proteasome-mediated ubiquitin-dependent protein catabolic process
Cellular component (GO): GID complex
Molecular function (GO): protein binding
Source: RefSeq, a predicted model, not a curated record
CCGGGAACUGACACCUCCUUUCCAACCCCCGGGCAUCACAGGCUUCUAACCACGGCCGCUCUCGGUGAGGAAACUCUGGCCUCCGCUUCCUCCUCCUCCGACUCGGACACCGGCGGAGCGUCGCCGCCCCCGCGGAAGAAACACCGAGCCUCGGCGGCGGAGGGAGCAGGAGAGCCCGGGGCUUCAGCAGGGACAGUGGGCCUCUCUGCAGUUGUUUUAGGACUUGCAACUUCUCCACACCCUCCCGGACCCCCUGCUAUCCACAUUAACCGAACUAUCGUAAAUAACAUCAACAGUAACAUCAUGCAGGCCAACGGGGCAGGACAGGCACAGGACUCGGAGCUUUCCUGCCUGAAUAGCGCACAGAAUGGGGAGUCAUCCUCGGCCAGCGGAGCGCAUUCUAAUGGGCUGAUUUCUAGCACAAACAAUGGAAAUACUGUCAGUACUAAUAACGGGGCUUCGGCCGGUGUAGCCUCUGGGACCUCAGCCGCCUCUGCCUCAGGCUCGGAGGUCGGUUCCACCAUGAAAAAGAAGAAACGUCUCUCUCAGUCGGAGGAAGAUGUCAUUCGACUGAUAGGGCAACAUUUACAUGGAUUAGGGCUUAAUCAAACCGUGGACCUGUUGAUGCAGGAAUCUGGCUGCAGGCUGGAACAUCCAGCCGCCACCAAGUUCCGAAACCACGUGAUGGAGGGAGAGUGGGACAAGGCUGAAAGUGACCUCAACGAGCUGAAAGCACUGAUGCACUCUCCCAGCGCUAUUGUGCGGAUGAAGUUCCUGCUGCUGCAGCAGAAGUAUUUAGAGUACCUGGAGGAUGGGAAGGUGUUGGAAGCACUGCAGGUCUUGAGAGGGGAGCUCACGCCACUCAAGUACAACACAGAGCGAAUCCAUAUCCUCAGCGGGUACCUGAUGUGCAGCCAUGCGGAGGACCUGCGAGCCAAAGCUGAGUGGGAGGGCAAAGGGACUGGCUCCCGCUGCAAAUUGCUUGACAAACUGCAGACGUACCUGCCCCCCUCAGUCAUGCUGCCCCCCCGCCGGUUACAGACCCUGCUGCGGCAGGCCAUGGAGCUACAGAGAGACCGCUGCCUUUACCACAACACCAAGCUGGACAGCAGCCUGGACUCCAUGUCCCUUCUCCUCGACCACGUCUGCAGCCGGAAACAGUUCCCUUGUUAUACCCAACAAAUCUUAACAGAGCACUGCAAUGAAGUUUGGUUCUGCAAAUUCUCAAACGACGGCACGAAACUGGCAACAGGAUCUAAAGAUACCACGGUUAUUAUAUGGCAGGUGGACCCGGAGACUCACCAGCUGAAGUUGCUGAAGACUCUGGAAGGCCAUGCCUAUGGGGUCUCGUACCUGGCCUGGAGCCCUGACGACACCUACCUGAUCGCCUGUGGCCCGGACGACUGCUCAGAACUGUGGCUGUGGAACGUGCAGACGGGGGAGCUGCGGACAAAGAUGAGUCAGUCUCACGAAGACAGCCUGACCAGUGUGGCCUGGAACCCAGAUGCCAAACGUUUCGUCACAGGGGGACAGAGGGGCCAGUUCUACCAGUGUGAUCUGGAUGGGAACCUGCUGGACUCCUGGGAGGGUGUGCGGGUUCAGUGCCUGUGGUGCCUGAGUGAUGGCAGAACAGUGCUGGCGUCAGAUACACACCAGCGUAUCCGUGGAUACAACUUUGAGGACCUUACCGACAGAAACAUAGUGCAAGAGGAUCAUCCUAUAAUGUCUUUCACUGUUUCAAAGAAUGGAAGAUUAGCUUUGUUAAAUGUAGCAACUCAGGGAGUGCAUCUAUGGGACCUGCAGGACCGCGUGCUGGUAAGAAAGUACCAGGGCGUCACCCAGGGCUUCUACACCAUCCACUCGUGCUUUGGUGGCCAUAACGAAGACUUCAUCGCCAGCGGGAGCGAAGAUCAUAAAGUGUACAUCUGGCACAAGCGCAGCGAGCUGCCCAUCGCCGAGCUGACCGGACACACGCGCACCGUCAACUGUGUGAGCUGGAACCCAGCACUGCCCGGCCUCAUGGCCAGCGCCUCGGACGACGGCACCGUCAGGGUCUGGGGCCCCGCCCCCUUCCUGGACACGCAGGAUCUGGAGGGGCUCAACGAAAACUGCUGUAGCAUGGAUAGUUGAUGGUGAUUUUGGAGCGGAAGACUUCUCUAAAAUAAAACGACAAAAUAUAAAAGAUAUAAAAAAGAGAACGAAAAUAAAAAGAAAGGAAAAUAAUUAGUUCCAUUUUUACCCUGGCUGUGGCGGUUGGCUGUGGCGGUCGGUGUUACAGUGAAAUGCAGACGAAUCUCUGGACUCAACUGAAACAAAGUAAAAAGAACAAAGAGACCCACCUCUGAUCCACUCUAACCUGGGCUGACCUGCUGCCUGGUCUCCUGCUCCCCCCCACUGUGGCUGCACCGAGACGCCCCUGAAACACCCGACUCCAGGCUGCAGCCUCUCUCCUCCUGCAAACUGCAGUCUCGCACACGUACCCAAAAACGGACACACAUGCACACAGACACACACAUACGCAUGCGCAGACUCGCACGCACACACACACUCACUCACUCACACACACACACAUGCGCAUUCACACACAGCUGGCAGACAGACAUACACGCACACACACACGCACAGACGCUCACACACAGGCUGGCAGAGGGACGGACAGACAGACAAACACGCACAGACACACACUUUCACCCGCAUACAGACACACACACACACACGCACGCUCACACACAGGCUGGCAGACAGACAGACAUGCACAGACACACACAUACACCCGCACUCAGACACACACACUCACUCGCUCAUAUCCUUUCCCCUACGCCUCUGUUGUCCGCAGCCAUCCUUUAUCACAUCCUGGAGACGUCUUCCCACAAACCCCCUCCGGACCUCCAUCAUUUCCCUGCAGCCCAGCCAUUGGACUCGGGGGUUUGUUCUACAUCGCCUGUGUUUAUUGGGGCUGACGGUGUGUUUACUUUUUUUUUUUUUUUUUUUUGGAGGGGGGAUGGGGGUUACUCUCUUUUCUUUCCUUUUUCUUGCUUAUAAAUAUACAAUUGCGUUAAAUAGUGGCAAAACCCCCCCCACAAACAAAGUUUGCUUGUUUGGAUUUUUUUAUAAUAAUUAUAGCAUUAUUGUUAUUAUUUAACAGUUGGAUAGAGGGCUUCGUUAGUGGCCAUGGAGUGCUUUAGAAAUAAUUAUUUUCUCAGAUAGGAAAGCUCAUUUCCUUCCUUUUUUCCUAACGAAAAGUUGCUCAAACUUCUGCCAUCCCUUCUCCCUCCUCCCCUCCCUGUCCCUUGACUCCUAGCCCCCCCGCCCCCUCCUCUGCAGCAUGGCUGAUGGUGGUCAUAUUGGUCACACCAGUUCUGGUGUGGAGGGUAGGGGUGAGAGGCGGAGGUCCGUUAUUCGCAGGUUGUGUGUGUGCGUUCGUGUGUUUGUUUGUUUUUUUGGGGGGGAGGGGGGUGCAGGGUUGGCUGGUGGAAGUGGGUGUUGAGCUGAGGUAACUGGUUUGUGGUUGCAUUUUGAAGACAUGCUUUUUGAAGCUGAGGUGCGGAUUCGCCACAGUGGGGUUAUAUUUGUGCACAGCACUUGUCAUUCCUCUGUCAGUCAUUGUGUAUGUUUGUGUAGUGUCUAAGUGUGCCGUGCGCGUGCAUGUGGUUUGUACAUCUAUUUGAUGUGUGUAUGCGCGUGUGUGGAUUCCAUGUGCAAGUGUUUGCACAUUGAGUGUGUCUGUGUGUGUCUGUAUGUCUGUGUGUCUGUGCAGCAUUGUUCUCACCAGUAGGUGAUCAUGCCAUUUUUUUUUUUUUUUUUGGCCUCACUUUAAUUGUUUUGAGGAUUUUAAACUGCAAGAAUUUUAACAGAAUCUGAGUCAUUUGAAGCCCUCAUUCACCUCUGUGGGAAAUGAAACAACUUUUGUAGCUGUUUUGUAGACUUCUUCAACAACAGGGCUCUUCUGGUUUCCUUUUGCCAUUUACCGUCAAGUUAUCCCAGAAUUCUGCAUGCGGGGGUCAGCCAAAUUCUCACACUGUGGGCCACAGGGACACUGGCAGGGUCGUUUUUUUCUCACCCGGUUGCUGGGGGCAUCCGUAAGGUCUCACUGUCGCAGGGGCCAGCUGCAGGGUCUCUGUAGUGUGCUGGGUGUAACUGUGUGGUCUCACUGUCAGGGGGCAGCUGUGGGGUCUCUCACUCCUCACUCUCUCUCUCUGGGGCGGGGGGGAAGGGGGGGGGGGGGUUUACAUUGUUCUUUCAUCAGCAUUAGCAUGGCAGGUAGGAACUUGCUUCUACAUAUACACCCUCACCUUAUUCUGCAAAAGCAGAAGUUUCAAUGUUACCAGCUGACAGUCUGCGACUGUGGAGGGGGGCAAUCAAUUGGAAAGGAAUGCAGCUGUGAUCUUAAAUCCAUGACUCUAGCUACAAAGUUCUUAUCCCUUUUCUGUCCCCCCAUACCCACCUCCAUCCAGCUCUCUACAGCAGUGGUGGCAGUACCUUAUAAAAGCUUUUGCUCCUGUUUUUUUUUUUUCAGUAUGUUAUGACUAUUUGCUAUGGACUGAUAUUAAAUGUUUAAAAAGACUGCUUUUCUGUCUGUUUUUAUGGAAUUUUUGUUACUUAUUUUGUUCACAUUAUAUCAUUUUUUUCUUGUUUUGUUUGACCUUUCCCCUGUAUUAUCAUAUUAAACUAUAACCUGCCAA